GGAGCCUGGAGAGAGGCAACAGGCACCAAAUACAGGAAAUCAUGUGGAGAGGAUCUUUUAUUUAUUACGGGUUCCCAUAUUACUUCCCCUCCCCCAGCCUCCGCCUCCACCUCCAGCCACACUGUGUCUUCCAGCUUUUUCCUGCGGCAGAGAAGAAGGCAGUUCACCUCUGCUCCCUGAGGUCUGUUUGAGCCCUGAGGAUCUGAAACUGGUCUGGUAAAAACGCCUCCCUCCUGUGGUCGUGUGAUUGAAUGGGAGGCCUUUGAAUUUCACCUCACCUAGGAGGUUCAGGGGAAGAUCUCCAGUACAGGGUCAGAUUUUAGGACGCUGCAAAUCCCAGAAGAGCAAGAUUCCUGAUAUUAGAUGCAAGUAGUGACAAUGUCUAUGAAGUGAUGGCCAAGAGGCUGAUUUUAUUUAUCCUGCUGUGAUAAUUGGCUGCCAGGAUGGUGCUCACCCCUUCGCUGGUGACUUCUUUUGGUUGCUAUUGAGAAUCAAGCAGCGAGCCUCUUGCGGAUGGCGCUGUGAGGCUUGGAGGAGCACCACGGGCAGGGGAGGCGCGGGAGAGAGGGGAGGCCGAGCUGGGCACCCAGCUGCCAGUCCUGCCCGAGCCCUCACAAUGAAUCCUGCUCAGCUUUGCCUUCAUCGGGUGUAGGUUUCCUUGAAGACUGCGGGGCAGAUGGCCUCAUAGUGGAAACCUGGAUGGUUUUAGUCGUCUGAUCAGAGCAGAAGCCAGCCUGGGGACGGCGGUGCUGGACAGGCAAAGCAACUCAAUCCUAAAGAAAUGAAAUCCCCAAGGAGAACCACAUUGUGCUUCAUGCUUAUUGUGAUUUAUUUUUCCCAAGCUACAUUGAACUUGAAUUUAGAAUCUAUUGUUCAUCCUUUGAUUCUCCAUGAACAUGAACUAACAGAGAAGGAGCCACUAAGGGAAAAACGAGCAGUUGCCUCAAGCAGCCCAGUACCUGCAGAGUAUACUGUUGAUGUGGAGAUCAGUUUUGAAAAUGCCUCCUUACUGGAGCCUAACAGAGCUUAUGUGAACAGCCUCAGUUUCCCAAUUCCAGGGAACAGCACUGACCUGGGCACCAACAUUUUAAGCAUUGAGGUGACAACAGUCUGCAGACCUGCUGGAAAUGAAAUCUGGUGCUCCUGUGAGGCGGGCUAUAGGUGGCCUCAGGAAAAGUGCCUCCACAAUCCCACUUGUCAAGAGCAUGACAGCUCCCUUGCGGGGCAUCGUUGCAGUUGCCUGAAAGGACUACCUCCCAAGGGACCUUUUUGCCAGCUCCAGGGAGCAGAUGUUACUUUAAGAAUGUCAGUCAGACUCAAUGUGGGCUUUCAGGAGGACCUCAAGAAUUCUUCCUCUGCUCUCUAUAGGUCCUACAAGACUGACCUGGAAACAGCGUUCUGGAAAGGUUACAGUACUUUACCAGGCUUCAAAUUGGUGACUGUGACAGGAUUCAGGCCCGGAAGUGUGGUUGUGACAUAUGAGGUGAAGACUACAACACCAUCACCUCGAUUGAUGCAUAAAGCAAAUGAGCAAGUGAUGCAGAACCUGAAUCAGACCUACAGAAUGGACUACAGUUCCUUUCAAGCCGUUACUAGCAAUGAAACUAAGUUCACCAUCAUACCAGAAAUCAUUUUUGAAGGGGACACGGUAAACAUGAUGUGUGAAACCGACGUUUUGUCCUCUAACGUGUCCUGGCACCAUGUUGAAAGGCACUCUGACAUCCAGAACAGCAGCAGAUUCUCGGUUUACACCACCGUGCUGAACAACAUGACCUCAGUCUCCCGCCUCACGAUUUACAACAUCACCCAGCGGGAUGCAGGUGAAUAUAUUUGCAAGCUGACAUUAGAUAUUUUUGAAUAUGAGUCCAGAAAAAAAAUAGAUGUCACGCCCAUCCGAAUUUUGGCAACUGAAGAAAUGAAGGUGACGUGUGACAACAAUCCUAUAUCUUUGAACUGCUGCAGUGAGAUUAAUGCUAACUGGAGCACAAUAGAAUGGAAGCAGGAGGGGAAAAUAAACAUUCCAGGCAACCCUGAAACUGACCUGGAGUCCAGCUGCAGCAGAUACACCCUCAAGGCAGAUGGAACCCAGUGUCCGAGUGGGUCGGCUGGAACCACGGGCAUCUUUGUGUGUGAGUUCAUCAGCACCUACGGAGCCAGAGGCAGUAAGAGCAUAGAAGUGACGUUCAUCUCUGUGGGAGAUAAUUCCAGCCACAAAGGGGAAGUGCACGAGAUCCUCAGGCAUGAUACGGAAAUGAGUACAGUUCAGAGCACCACCGGGAACAGCCUAGAAACAAGUAAAGCCCAGGAGCAGCAAGCCAACCUAACAAUAACCCCGGACCCAAUUUCUGUUUCUGAGGGACAAAACUUUUCCAUAAAGUGCAUCAGCGAUGUGAGUAACUAUGAUGAGGUAUACUGGAACACGUCUGCUGGAAUUAAAAUAUACCAAAAGUUUUAUACCACGAGGAGGUUUUCUGAUGGAGCAGAGUCAGUGCUGACAGUGAAGACUGUGACCCGGGAGUGGAACGGAACCUAUCACUGCAUAUUUAGAUACAAGAAUUCGUACAGUGUCAUAAUGAAAGAUGUGACCGUUUACCCACUGCCUCUAGAGCCAAACAUCAUGGUUGAUCCUCUGGAGGCUACAGUUCCCUGCAAGGGUUCCCAUCACUUCAGAUGCUGCAUUGACGAGGAUGAGAACUACAGAGUGACUUUCCAAGUGGAUUCCUUAUCCUUUCUUGCAGAAAAAGAAGUUAAUGGCAAGCAAGUGUGCUACAAAUACAAGUUCAUGGCAAGGACAUCAGUUUCCUGGUGUCCAAAAAAGCUGGACAUAUUUUGUCACUUUACCAAUGCUGCUAAUAAUUCAGUCCGGAGCCCAUCUAUGAAGCUUAAUGUGGUUCCUGGAAAGAACAUCAUGUGCCGAGAUCCCAUAAUAGGUGUUGGGGAGCCUGGAAAAGUCAUCCAGAAACUCUGCCAUUUCUCAAAAGUACCAAACAUCUCUGGAGGUCCUACUGGAGGGAUCAUAACUUACAAAUGUGUAGGCUCCCAAUGGGAGGUGAAGAAAAAUGACUGCAUCUCUGCCCCAAUAAAUAGUCUGCUCCAGCUGGCCAAGGCUUUGACCAAGAGCCCCACUCAGGAUAAGAAGCUCCCAACAUACCUAAAGGAUCUUUCUAUUAGCACAGGCAAGGUAAAACAUGAAGUCAGCUCAUUUCCUGGGAGCCUGGGAGCCAUCGUUAACAUCCUUGAUUUGCUUUCAACAGUUACAACCCAAGUGAAUUCAGAGAUGAUGAUGAACGUUCUCUCUACGGUUAACACUGUCCUCAGCAAGCCCAUGUUGAGUACCUGGAAGGUGUCCCAACAGCAUCAGACCAACCAGAGCUCACAGCUACUGGAUUCAGUAGAAAGAUUUUCCCGAGCAUUACAGACAGAAGACAGCACCUUUUUAUCCAUCAACCAAACUAACGUGCAGAUGAGGAGCAUGGUAAUAAAAACUGGCCAUCCAAAAACCUACAAGCAGAGCUUUGUUUUCUCAGACUUGGACCUCUGGGGCAAUGUGGCCAUUGACAAGUGCGAGGUGGGAAGCCUGCAGCAAGAUUCAUCUAUUGUCACCGUGGCUUUCCCAACUCUCCAAACCAUCCUCACUCAGGAUGUUCAAGGAAAGAAUUUUGCCAACAGCUUAGUGAUGACAACCACCGUUAGCCACAACAUAACCAUGCCAUUUAGGAUUUCAAUGACUUUUAAGAACAUCAAUCCUUCAGGUGGGGUACCACAAUGUGUCUACUGGAAUUUCAACCUCGCCAACCACACAGGGGGUUGGGAUAGUAGUGGGUGUUAUGUGCACAAUGUCGAUGGGGACAGUGUCUCCUGCAUCUGUGACCACCUAACAUCAUUCUCCAUCCUCAUGUCCCCCGACUCUCCGUACCCUGGUUCCCUCCUGGAAAUACUACUGGAUAUCAUUUCCUACAUUGGGUUAUGCUUUUCCAUCUUGAGCUUAGCAGCCUGUCUAGUGGUGGAAGCUGUGGUGUGGAAAUCAGUGACCAAGAAUCGGACUUCCUAUAUGCGCCACACCUGCAUAGUGAACAUUGCAGCCUCUCUUCUGGUUGCUGACAUCUGGUUCAUUGUGGCUGCUGCCAUCCACGACCAUUUGUACCCCCUCAAUGAGACAGCCUGUGUGGCUGCAACCUUUUUCAUCCACUUCUUCUACCUCAGCGUCUUUUUCUGGAUGCUGACUCUGGGCCUCAUGCUCUUCUACCGCCUGGUUUUUAUCCUGCAUGACACAAGCAAGUCCAUUCAGAAGACUAUUGCAUUUUCUCUUGGCUAUGGCUGCCCUCUUGUCAUCUCAGUCAUCACAGUGGGGGCCACCCAACCCCAAGAAGUCUACACCAGGAAGAAUGCCUGCUGGCUCAACUGGGAGGAUACCAAGGCCCUGCUGGCCUUUGUCAUCCCAGCACUGAUCAUUGUGGUGGUGAACAUGACCAUCACGGUUGUGGUCAUCUCCAAGAUCCUGAGACCUUCCAUUGGAGACAAGCCAAGCAAGCAGGAGAAGAGUAGCUUAUUUCAGAUCAGCAAGAGCAUUGGGGUCCUAACACCACUCUUGGGGCUCACCUGGGGUUUUGGUCUUGCCACUGUGUUCCAAGGAAGCAAUGCUGUGUUCCAUAUUAUAUUUACACUCCUCAAUGCCUUUCAGGGAUUAUUCAUUUUGCUCUUUGGAUGCCUCUGGGAUCAGAAGGUACAGGAAGCCUUGCUAAAGAAGUUUUCACUGUCAAGAUGGUCUUCUCAGCACUCAAAGUCAACAUCCCUAGGUUCAUCUACACCAGUAUUUUCUAUGAGUUCUCCAAUAUCAAGAAGAUUUAACAAUUUAUUUGGAAAAACAGGAACGUACAAUGUUUCCACCCCAGAAACAACCAGUUCAUCCCUGGAAAACACAUCCAGUGCUUACUCCUUGCUCAACUAAGAACAGGAAAAUCUACCCACGUGACUUCUUAAAGGACAGCGGAUAUGCUCUGAAAAAAAAAAAAUCAUUUCAAAGCCAUGGGUAAAAUGUUUUCUCCGCAGGCUUCCUGGAGCAAAUGCUGAAGAGACUUUUGCAUUAGGGAAAAGAAGCUUCCUUUUGUAAAGACAGACUAAAAGUCAUUGUUAAGUUUAUUUGCUGCCCCACCCCCACCCCUUGUGUGAUACUAUACAUGUACAGUAUUUAAGUGAAAUUCAAGCCCCCAGAGGCCCAACGCCCCUGUCUAUAUUGUAAAAUAGAAAUUCAAAGAGACAUUUCUACUUUUCACAUGUUGGGCACAAGCAUAAGCUUUGAUUAAAAUAAUAAGCAUGAGGCUAGGACCUAAGAAAUACUUCAGUGAACUCUAAGAAGGAAGGAAGAAAAGAAGGAAAUAGGAAAAAAAGGAAAAAAAUAGAGAAAAACAAUCAAGAGCCACAGUUUAAAAUUUCCAUGUUAACUUAAUUAUUCUGAUACUGUAACAUGGAGAAUACAAAAGUGACUCAAAAACGGAAACUGAAAUGAGCCAUGGAGAAAGUUUGGUAUCUUCCUGGUAUUUUCUUAGCUAGGAGAGAAAAAUUAAAAAAAAAAAAAAAAAAGAAAAAGAAAAAGAAAGAAAGAAAGAAAGAAAAGGCACCGGGAAGAGAUAGGGAGGAAAUUCUAACAUUGGGAUGCUUUCAAGUGGAUAAUAAUAUUUUCAAGGGAUGCAUGGAAGGAGACGUAAUUCUCCUGAUGCUAAACACACACAUAUAUGCUGGUGCAUGUUAAGGUUUGAGCUCAGUGGACGGAGCAAGCAGAGGAAGUGGGAUAGCCGUGCUUUAUCAGAUACAAGCAGAUCCAACUGCUAGUUACAUUUUUUACCAUUUUUUGGAGCAGCCUUACAUUUUGGUCUGAUCCACUUUUUGAAGACAAAAAAUAUCUAUUUUUAUAUCCAUCACUUGCCAAAUGUGACAUAUUGUGAUAUAAAUGUGAUAUAUUGCACUGAAAACAGAUCCUGACUGUCGUAUAUUAUAUUUAACAGCUUUAACCAGGUACUUCUCUGUGCAUCAUAGAAUAGAUUUUAAUAAUCUUAUGGCAUUGUUUAUCAUUGUGGUUGCUACUGUGCAUUUAGGGGCCCUUGGUGUGUGGUAUAGCCCUUACAUUCCAAGACCAAUAUACAUUAAGAGUUUUGUACUGUCUAAUUUGUGUUUGUUCCAACCACUCGGAAAUCUUCUGGAAUGAAAUGUUAUGGUUGGCUACUCUCUGCUCCCAGUGAUGCUUUACCUUGAUGAGCAGAUGGUGGAGUUUCCCCCAAGGAUUUGAUUAUUUGUGAAUUAUGUCCAAAUGUGUGUGUGUGUUUCUUUUGGUGUGUGCAUUUCAUAAAAAUACAAAUAUUUAUUAAAAUUGCAUCCAUAUUAAAGUUAAGCAUGUGAUGUAGCCACAGCAGCCAUACAUUCCAAAUUGAAGUCUGAUCCCAGAGAGACAGUGAAGCAGAAUAAAAAUGUGGGGCUACUCGGGAAAUGGGGGCCAUGUGGUCUUCAAAUGAACUGAGAACCAGAACAGAUCUAAACAUCAGGAAGGUAGGACAAAGGAGGCUGUGAUGUAGCAACCUUUUAUUUAUUAAGUUUCAAAAGAGUUUCCUUUUAAUAUUUUAACUCCUUCACCUCUCUUCUUUUUAUCCUUAAUUUUAUAUUCUACUUCUGCCUCUCUUCUUCAGGGGGCGAAGCAAGUGGGGCAAGUAGAAGUCCUCAUAAUGUUGCAAGUAAAUAAGCUCUUCGUUUCUACAUGUUCACAAAUGAUGUAGACAUCUACUCCCACACUUUCUGGAAAUUGUCACAAAAGGAAAUGAUUAAGCUAUAAAAUUCUCCAGGGAUGGUCACCUCUGGGCAGAACUCAGUACGGAGGAGACAGAGCCAGAAGCUAGGCUAGAGGUCAAUGGAAUGAGAAUUAGAAGUUGGAGAGAGAAUGGCCUGGAGUAAUCUCAGGAAUAACAGAGGCAGGGUUAUAUAGCACAAUGUGUGAGCCCGACCAUCCUGACAUGAUCAGCCGAAGAAAGCAUGGCACUCAGGAGGAGCUCAAAAACACAGUGGGGCAAGAAACACUGAACUUCCACCCACGAAGGGAUUCUAUGGGAAGCACUGUGUUGUGAGGGGAACCUCUAUAAUGGCAGGAACCUUCGCAGAGUUCAUAGGAUGUGGAUUUGGCCCUUUGCCCAUGUGCAUUAACUGACACAUGUUCCCUUACCCCCAACACGCACACAUGCACACACACGUGUGCACGUACUUUGUAGCUUUCAAGCUACAACACCAGAUCCAAAUUCCAGAACACCUACGAAAACAAAAACUUAGAGACAUUCUUACUGGUUUUCUGCUCAACUGCAAGAUACAUAGCUCAACCACUGCCGUUUGCCAAGAAUAUCCUAAAAUAAUAGAAUUCAAAAUUGUAAAAGAGAGCAGUCCAUGAGUCCAUGAGCUCUGUGAAAGCAGGAGUCCUGUCUAGUCCUGUGUUCAUUAGUUCACAAUCAACAGUGAUUGCAAAGCUUUCAGCAGCAGAUUUCUAAGGAAGAGGAAGAAGGAAUGUCGGCUCUGAUGUUGGUACAAAGUGAGCUGUGUGGUCUGCUCUGCUUGCAACGUGCCCAAUGCUUCCUCAUGUUCCGGACCCCUCUUGGUGAACAAAGUCAGUUCCAAGGGCCAAAAUUUACUUGCAUUAAAAGGCUUUCUAUUAAGUCAAUUUCUUGCAAAGGGAUCUGUGCUAAUGCUUCAGAGGUUGUGAGGUUAAAGCAUUCACAAAUGUGCAAUUAAUAUAAACUACAGAAAUAUUCUUUGGGAAUAUUGUUAAGUCCCGUGUAACAGGUCAUGUCUUGAAGUAGUCAUGUGUCCACCAUCCUCCUCCCUACUUCUUACAUAUGGAGAAAGAAGUAAAUAAAGAUCCAUGGGCUCUUCAGGAUAUAAGUUGCUAAAGCCAGGCAUCCAGGCAUGAAGGAACACUGAGAAGUCCUAGCCUUUUGUCAUUUGUGUAGAGAAGUUCAGAGAGAUCAGUGUUGACGGUUAAACAAAAGUGACACGGAGAGGAGAAAGAUCAUAGCAACCCGUAGGCACAGGGGCAGGGGGUGGAGUUAUCUGAGGGGAGGGAGACAGAAAGUCCACCAUCACCAUUUGAGAAGACAGAGGGAGACCAGUAUGGUCACAGAAAUCCCAUGUAGAUGGAAUGCCUUUGAUGGGUGGCACGUGAAGGUGAUGUCAGAUAGACCUUGUGCAUCCCGAAGGGAGCCGGUGACCCAGGCCAAUGGAAGUCUGAUUCCCUGAGUGUCCAAAAUAAAGGAGGGGUUUACAGUGGGUGUUAUCUUUCUGUGAUAUCGUUAAAAAGUCGAUAAAAAUCGUGUCUCAUUUGAAAGAUGUUAGUUUUGAAAUGAGAAGCUACAGGUUUCUAACAUUAUGACUGGGGAUAUUAAAUCAUGUCAUAGUAGUAUGUCAGCACACAGCUGUGUGUCCUUUCCAUGCUUAUAACAAUAAAAUAUCUAGUGAGA
Messenger RNA from Nyctereutes procyonoides (raccoon dog), 8486 nucleotides. It is a transcript of the gene ADGRF5, whose product is annotated as adhesion G protein-coupled receptor F5. Bases 782 to 4948 code for a protein of 1388 amino acids. NCBI's taxonomy places the organism in Eukaryota, Metazoa, Chordata, Mammalia, Carnivora, Canidae. The record is from RefSeq and is a predicted model, not a curated record. Gene Ontology annotation, molecular function: G protein-coupled receptor activity. Gene Ontology annotation, cellular component: membrane. The transcript has 24 exons. Gene Ontology annotation, biological process: G protein-coupled receptor signaling pathway; cell surface receptor signaling pathway.